AUGACACCGACCCCGGUGGCUACGCCGGGUGGCGGGUUGUGUGUCGCGUGGCAGGUGCGCGGUAAGCCCGUGCUGCUGGUGGGUGGCGGCGAAGUGGCUGCGAGUCGGAUCGUGCACCUGAAGCAUGCUGAUGCGCAUAUUACUGUGCUCGCGCCGCAGGACGCACUGCAUCCCGAUGUGGCUGCGUGGAUUCAGCAGGGCGUCGUUCAACACUAUAUUCCUGGCUUGUACACCCAGACUGACCAGCUUGUGCGCGAAGAUGGAAGUGACUAUGCCAUGGUGCUAACGGCGAUCGACGAUGCGGAAAAGAGCCGUGAGAUUUGCAAGUGGUGCCGCUCGCGCCGGAUUCCCGUCAAUGUCGCCGAUGUACCGCCUGAGUGUGACUUUUACUUUGGCUCGAUGAUCCGGCGUGGGCCGCUGCAAGUCAUGGUUUCGACGGGAGGACAGGGCCCGCGCCUCGCACGCAAGCUGCGACAGUGCAUCGAGGCGACGAUCCCUGAAAGCGCCGGACAUGCGCUGAGCCGCGUGGGUGUGCUCCGUGCCAAAUUGCGACAGGUUUCGCCCGAACCUGCGCUCAGCGCUGCGCGCAUGGACUGGAUGUCGCGGAUCUGCGAUGCAUUUCCCCUCGAAGAGCUGGCGCGCCUCGAUGACGCCACCAUGGAUCGCUGGGUCCAGCACCACUGGCCCCGCCGAAGCGUGCCCGCUUCCAAGGGGCGCCGCUGCACGGUGCACCUCAUGACGCGCGAUGUGGUGUCCUGUAUCAUCGGCGGCAUCAUCGGCUUGUACAUCUCGUCUCGCCUGCGUAAGUAA
This is a messenger RNA of Malassezia restricta, 810 nucleotides long. Its product is annotated as precorrin-2 dehydrogenase/sirohydrochlorin ferrochelatase. The record is from RefSeq and is a predicted model, not a curated record. Bases 1 to 810 code for a protein of 269 amino acids. Gene Ontology annotation, biological process: siroheme biosynthetic process. Gene Ontology annotation, molecular function: precorrin-2 dehydrogenase activity; protoporphyrin ferrochelatase activity. Lineage: Eukaryota; Fungi; Basidiomycota; Malasseziomycetes; Malasseziales; Malasseziaceae. The transcript has a single exon.